AUGGACGCAACAUAUAAAACAAAUAGGUACAGUAUGCCUCUCCUUGAGAUUGUCAGCGUGACUGCAACUAAUAUGACAUUUUGCAUAGCAUUCGUGUUCCUGCACUCAGAAAAAGUGUUCAAUUAUACUUGGGCUUUAAGAUGGCACAUCUAUAGGAGUAUUUUGAGCAAAUACAGGUCAUCAAUAACUGACAACGAAACUUGGAAUGCAUUCUUCAAAAUGUGGACUAAGUUGCUGGAAUCUGAAACUGAGAAUGCGUAUGUGUGCAAUUUGGCGGACCUUGAGGAGAUGUUUGUAUCCGCAUGGACCAACAAAUAUCUACAUUUUGGAAACCAAACAACUAAUAGAGUCAAGAGCCAGCAUGCCAAGUUGAAACGAUACUUGGAGUCAUCACAGUCAGAUUUGGUGACAUCACUGUCAUUUAUUCAUCACGUCAUCCAAUCACAAGACAUAGCUAUCAAAGCGAAUAUUGAGCAGAGCAAAACUAUCGUCCAACAUCGUUUCAAUAUACCGCACUUCCAAGAAUUAUGUGGUUUCGUUUCAAUCCACGCAUUGCAUCUGAUUUUGAAGAAAUUUGAGCAAUCUAAGAAUGCCGGAGAAGUUUCCUACAAAUGCGGAUGUCAAAUUCGUACGAGCUAUGGACUACCAUGUGCGCACGAGCAAGCAAUAUAUUUGAACGAUGGUCAGCCCAUACCAAUUAAUUCCAUAGAUAAUUUUUGGAGAAAACUUGACUUAUCACCGUGUGUGUCUCUUCAAGACGAUGACAUCGAUUGUGUCGUCGAUCUGCAAGUGUUCACGAAACAGUUUAAGCAGCAAACAAGGCAUGGCAAAUUCAAUCUUUUAAGGAAGUUGAGGGAGAUAAUCACACCAUCAACAACUUUAAUUCGUGAACCUGUUGUUAAGACGAAUACUUGUGGACGCCCCUCCUCGAAGAAAAAAGUUACAUCAAAUACUCGUGCUAAUCCGUCUGCAUUAGUGUUCGUUGAGUCUGAUUCCCCCCAUUCUCAGGAACCAAGCAGACACAAUUAUUCGUUUGGAGGCCUCGACUCGAAGAGCAGGGAAGACAUAUCCACUCUUGCUAAUAUGGCUAUAUUUGAGUUUGUUGAGCUAGAUAUUUUCCAGUUUCAGGAACCAGUGAGACACAGUUGCUCCUCUACUUACAACUACUCUGUACAUGCAUAUGUUCGUCAGUUUCCACCUACACUUCAUCCUUACAUUAUGCAUGUACAAUACGUAAAACCUUAUGGAAAUUGUGGCUUUCGGGCGAUAGCUGUCUAUCUUGGUCUUCACGAAGAUGCCUGGGCAGCUAUCCGUUAUAACUUAAUAGAAGAGUUGCACAUAUUCAGGACACAGUAUGUUGCAAUAUUUGGCAGUGAUGACCAGUGGACUCGUGUUUACAAUUCACUGAACUUCUUUGCAUUAGAUAGAGGAGCACCGAUUGAGCAUUGGAUGACUAUGCCCGACAUGGAUCUCUUGAUUGCUUCAAAGUUCAAUGUGAUAUUACACGUUUUAAGUGCUACACAGAGCUUCACGUAUUUUCCACUUCGAUCUACUCCACCACCGUCGUAUCAACAUAUCACAAUAUAUUACUCACUACUGUUAGAUGGAAAAGGGCGGCUUGAGCUACUACGACCGCUGUUUGGGGUCUUCCAUGUGUGUGGGUUUGUUUGUUUGGGGUCUUCCAUGUUGUGGCUUUGGUGUUUUGAGGUCUUCUAUGUUGUGGCUUUGGUGUUUGGGGUCUUUCAUGUUGUGGCUUUGUUUAUCUUUGGUGCUUGUGUUGUUUUUGCCUUAGAGUUGAUAUCCUCUUUCUCUGGACAUUCAAAACUCUAUUCAAAGUGA
This is a messenger RNA of Tripterygium wilfordii, 1839 nucleotides long. RefSeq lists its product as uncharacterized. The record is from RefSeq and is a predicted model, not a curated record. The coding region runs from base 1 to 1839 and encodes 612 amino acids. Gene Ontology annotation, molecular function: zinc ion binding. Lineage: Eukaryota; Viridiplantae; Streptophyta; Magnoliopsida; Celastrales; Celastraceae. The transcript has 5 exons.